Molecule: messenger RNA, 6668 nt
Organism: Lepisosteus oculatus (spotted gar)
Lineage: Eukaryota; Metazoa; Chordata; Actinopteri; Semionotiformes; Lepisosteidae
Gene: evpla
Product: envoplakin a
Biological process (GO): wound healing; intermediate filament cytoskeleton organization
Cellular component (GO): cytoskeleton; intermediate filament; membrane
Molecular function (GO): cadherin binding; structural molecule activity
Source: RefSeq, a predicted model, not a curated record
GCGCUUUAACAGAUCAGUGUCUCGCCGGGACCCGCAGAGCCAGUGGCAGAGGAGAGAGCGAGCUGUGGAUCCGCGCAGGGACUGAGGCACGCAGGACCCCAGGAUGUUCAAGAAAAAGGACAGCAACACCUUGAAGGUGUCGGGCAAGAUGAGCAAGGCCCAAGCCAGUGACCUGGCGCUGCUGAUCGCCCGCAUGCAGAAGAGCGCCGACCAGGUGGAGAGAGACGUUCUGUCUGCAGAGGAGAAGCUGAAAUUGGACAAGGAGAACCAGGUGAAGAGCCUCCCCUUCCAGCACCAGAAGGAGAACGCCGACAACCUGGCAGAGGCGGAGGGCCUGCUGAAGGACCUGUUCCUGGACGUGGACAGGGCCAAGAAGCUGAAGCACCCGCAGGCCAGCGAGAUCGAGAGCGAUGUCAGCAACCUCCACGACCGCUGGUCCGCCGACUGCAAGUUCUACCGCGAGGUGUACGAGGCCAAGAAAGAGAUCGGUCUCUCACCCAAAAUUGGCUGGGUGCAGAUCCUCAAUCAGAAACAGAGGCAGGUCAACAUAGAGGAAUAUGGCCCCGGGAUGCCAGAGCUGGAGAAACAAAUUGCCUCCCAUAACAUCCUGCACAAAGAGAUCGAAGCAUAUGGCCCCCAGCUGGACGGUAAUAGCACCAGCUCUCCGGAGGAGUUGGCAGCUAUUCAGAAGCAAUACCAGAAUCUCCUGGAAAACUCCAAGUGGCGGCGGCACUACCUGGGCAGCCUGUACGACUACAUGCAGGGCUGCACCAAGGAGCUGGUCUACCUGAACGAGCAGCAGGAGAAGAUCCUCAAGCAGGACUGGAGCGACCGCCUGACGGACCCCUCCGACAUCCGCCGGCAGUACGAGAACUUCAAGAACAACAGCCUGCUGGCCCACGAGAGUGAGGUGAACAAGCUGCAGGACGACGGGGACAGGCUCAUCGAGAUGAAGCACCCGGCCAGCCCCACCAUCCAGGCUCACAGAGACGCUGUGAGGAACGAGUGGCAGAGUUUCCUGAACCUCUGCAUCUGCCAGGAGACUCACCUGGACAAUGUGGAGGAUUACAGAAAGUACCAGGACGAUGUUGACACCCUGUUGGGGUCCCUGAAGAAGCUCAACGCCAGCCUGGACCCCAAGGCCCUCAGCAACAAGACCAACUCGGAGAUGCAGCUGCUGCUGGAGACCGAGGAGAAGACGGUGCAGCAGAGCGAUCAGCUCCUGGCUGACCUCAGGAAGCGCAGCACCAAAGUCGCCCCCCUCAAGCUGCGCCGCACGAGCCCCACCAAGCCCACCAGCGUGGAGUCCCUGUGCGACUGGGAGACGGAGGAGGCGUCAGUGACCCGCGACGAGAAGUGCACCCUGAAGGACAACUCCAGUGCCGAGAACUGGGUGCUCCAGUCCAGCAACGGACAGACCAAGACCCUGCCAGGGGUCUGCUUCCUCAUUCCUCCCCCGGACCACGAAGCCAUCGACAAAGUGGACCGGCUGGGCGUUGAGCUGGCUGAGCUGAAGAAGAAGAGGGCGGCUCUGCAGAGCUCCCUGAAGAGCCAGACGCUGGAGGGGGUCCGGCCGCAGAGAUCAGGGCUUGUGUCCAGCACCCCUGAAGACCCCAAGGUGAAGCAGCUGUCUGCCAGCCUCGAGCAGAUGGACAAGGAGCUGGCGCAGACGGAGAAGGACGUCCUGAGGCGCUUGCGGACACCCCUGGACCGAAGCUCCCCCUCGCAGGAUCUGGCCAACAGGCUGAAGGAGCAGGAGCGAGCAGCCAAGGCCCUGCAGGACCUGGAGAAGGUGAGGGCAGCCGCGCAGAGGGAGGUGCAGCCCCUGCUGGCCCAGCAGCCCAGCGGCCCCGCCCCAUCCCCACUGCCCCUCAAGCUCAGCAACGCCAAGAACAAGCAGGACGACAUCGCUGCCCUCUGCGACCUCUACACCAGGAAGGCCAAUGCUUCUAUGGAACUGGAGAACCAGAUUAAGAAAGUGGAUGGGAUUAUCGCUGGAUUCGAGAGCCGGCUGGCUAAGGACACAGGUGUGCCAGACACACCCAAUGCCAUCCAGACGCACACCCAGGACCUCCAGCGGAUGCGGAAGGAGCUGGCCGGGAAGCAGGACGAGCUGCAGAAGCUGAGCCGGGACCUGGAGACGACGGAGCAGCUGUGCAGCUCCCUGCAGAAGGGCUACCAGGAGUACUGCCCCGACAUCCGCCGCCAGGAGGCCGAGGUGCAGCGGCUCAAGAACCGCUACGCCAGCGUCAACAGCCAGCUGCUGCAGAGGGAGAAUCUCAUGCAGGAGGCCGCCAAUAAGAACCAGGCAUUCACGGGCACCACCCAAUCACUGAACUCCUUCCUGAACAGUCUGCCAAACAACAGGAUAAGCCCCGGUGACAGCCUCUCCCAGGUCAACGCCAAGCAGAGCUCCCAGAAGAGAGUGGUGGAGGACAUCAGGAGGAAAGGUGAUGACGUCAAUCGCGUUGUGGAUCUGUCCAACGACCUGCAGAGCGUCCUCAGUGAAUACGAGACGAAUUCCGACAAGUACCGUGGCACUCUGGACUCCACUGUGGGAAUCACAGAUGCGAAGAGGCUGCAAGCUUCCUCUCUGGCAGAUGCGGUGCAGAGAGAGGAAAAGGCCCUGGUGAACCGGUACGCUGAGGUGAGCGCAGAGAAUGAACAGAUGCUGAACCAGAUGGGUUUCGCUAAGAACAUCAUCGCUCAGAAUGAAGACAAAGUGAGCCAGGUAGUCGUGCAGCAGCAGCUACAGCAGAAGAGCAUGGUGGAGACAGAUAACCUCAAGAGCAUCCUGGCCGAAGAGACUUCCAGGCGUACCCGUGUGGAGAUGGACUUGGACAACUGCAUGAAGAGGAUGAUGUCCCUGAAGAGCAGAAGGGGCGUGGAGAGGUUGGAGGAGAAAGAAGUGGUGCAGUACUACCGAGACCCAAAGCUGGAGAGCGAGCUUGUGUCUCUGAGGAGCAGGGUCCAAGACGAGAGCUCCCGCAGGGCCAUAACCCAGACUGAGAUUGAGGUGGCCAACAAGAAGAUCAUCAGCGUGGAGCAGGAGCUGAAAACCAUCCAGCCCAAGCUCCUGACCAAGGAAGUGACCGAAAUUGAGAAAGAUCCCCAGCUGGACAUCGAGGCAAGCAGGCUGAGAGAUGACAUUCGUAGGAUGAAGGAGGAGGUGCGACUGAAAGAGACUGAUAUUGUUCACAUCAGAACGGACAUCUCCAUCCUGGAGAAGAAGCAGCCUAUUGUCAAGGAAAAGGUGGUGAAGAAGGAAGUGGUGAAGGUAGAGAAGAAUCCUGAGAUGCUGAGGGCUGUCAGAAGCUUUGAGAAUGAAAUCUCAAACGAAAGCCAGAGAUGCAAAUCUCUCAACGAUGAGAUCUUUAACAUCAGGAGCCAGAUCAACACGCUGGAGAGGAUUAUCCCCACAGUGCAGCCAAAGAUCAUCACCAAAGAGGUGAAGAAGGUUGAGCAGGACCCAGAGCUCAUCAAUGAGUCCAAGAAAAUCCGCACCCUCAUAGAGGAAGAGAGGAGCAUGAAUAACAACCUUUUUGCGGAGAUUUCAAAGCUUCAGCUCCGCUACAAUCAGGUGGACCAAACAAAACCCAAGGUGGAGAUCAAGGAAAUAAUCAAUGAAAUCUACAGAGUAGAUCCAGAGACGGAAGUUGAACUGGUGCGUCUGAGAAAGGAGCUGCAGGACUCCAGCAGGCGACGUGCAGACAUAGAGAAGGAAAUCAGCAUUAUCUUGGUGGACCUCCAAGCCCUGCGGUCCCAGAAGCCCAAAGUGGAGCUGAAGGAGGUGACCCAAGAGGUGAUAAAAGAGGAGAGAAGCCCAGAGCUCAUCCGGGAGUUGAGCAGGCUGAAUGAGCAGGUGACACAGCUGCAGAACACCUACAACAACACCCAGCUCCAGCUGCAGCUCCUGCGCAAGGAGAGGGAUGAGUGGAAAGUAGAGAAAUCCAAGGUGGAGACCAAGCUGGUCACCAAGGAGGUGAUCAAGUAUGAGAAUGACCCUCUUCUGGAAAAGGAAGCCAACCGGCUCAACAGGGAGUUGCGCGAGGAAGUCCAGCGUCGCAGAACAAUGGAGGAAAUGGUCUUUGACCUGCAGAACAAGUACAUUGUUCUGGAGAGGCAGAAGCCCGAGGAAAAAGUGGUGGUGCAGGAACUUGUACGUCUGCAGAAGGAUCCCAGGCAGAUAAUGGAGCAUGAGAAGCUGAGCAAGGAACUGGAUGAAGAGGUGAAGUCCAGACGGCAGCUGGAGUUGGAAGUACAGCAGCUAAUGGCCCUUGUGGAGGAAAAGGAGAAGCUUCUGCAGCAGCAGGAUGAGAGACAGAAGAAGAUCGCCGUAGAGAUGGAGCUCAGGCAGGUCAAAUCCCGAAUCAACGAGCUCGAGACCGCCCCACCACCCAUUGAGGAGAAGAUCAUCAUGGAGGAGGUCCUGAAGGUGGAGAGGGACCCCAAACUGGAAGCCGUGACCAGUGGCCUUCGGACAGACCUGGACAAGCAGAGGAAUGAAAUCAUGCGCCUAGAGAGGGAAAUCAGAAACAUCACCCUCAAGCUGGAGAUACUGCAGAGAGACAGGUCCGUUGAGAAGACGGUCUAUAAAGAAGUGAUCCGGGUGGAGAAGGACAAAAUGCUGGAGGGUGAGCGCUCCCGCCUCAGGGACCAGGUGAACCAGGAGAGAAAUGCCCGGCGGGACCUGGAGGAUGAGAUCCGGCGGCUCACCGAGAAACUCAACCGUCUCCAAGGAGCGAGAACCAACACUUCCCAGGAGGAGACCCUCCUCAUCCAGACUAAGGACUCCCUCCUGAGGGACAAGGAGAAAAUGAUCCGGGAGCUGAGGACGCUGGAGUCUGAGAGGCAGCACAUCAGCAUCAGCUUCCAGCAGCAGUCCAAGCUGAUGAGCGAGAGGACCCAGAUGAGUCGUCAGAAGAGCAUCAAGAUGGAUACCGACGUCAAGCGUCUGGAAAAGGAAAUCCUGGAUGAGAAGGACAAACUGAACAAGCGGGAGAUCACGCUGAGGGAGCUGCAGGAGUCUCUGAGGAAAGAAGACGCCAAGAACAGUGAGACCCAGAUGAGAGAGACCAAUCUCUCCACCAAAAUCACCAUUCUAGACCCAGAAACAGGCAAAGACAUGUCACCCUAUGAUGCCUACAUGCUUGGCCUGAUUGACCGCAAUCAGUACAUCCAACUGCAGCAGCUGGAGUGCAACUGGGAGGAGGUCACCACUACAGGGCCCGAUGGGGAGACCUCCGUGCUGCAGGACCGCAAGAGUGGCAAGCAGUACUCCAUCAAGGACGCCCUGAGAGACAAGAAGGUGACCCCAAUGGAGGUGCAGCUCUACAGGGAGGGCAAGAUUCCCAUCUCAGAGUUCGCCCUGCUGGUUGCUGGCGAAACCAAGAAACAGCCCCUUCUCAAUACCCCCCUCUCUGCACAGAGGUCCUCCUUCACAAGCAGCAGCUUGAAUGUGCUUGGCGGCGAUGAGAACUAUCCCAUCUCUGGAGCGAUUGACACCACCACCAAAAGCCGCAUGUCCAUCCGUAGCGCCAUGACCCGGAAGCUGAUUGACCCCAACACGGGGCAGAAGUUGCUGGAGGCGCAGGCGGCCACAGGGGGCAUCGUCGACAUCGCGAACAAGGACCGCUACUCCGUGCACAAGGCAGCCGAGCGCGGCUUCAUCGACACCACCAGUGUGAAUAGGCUUCUCAACGCCCAGAAGGCCUUCACUGGGGUGGAGGAUCCCAUGACGAAGGCGCGCCUCUCUGUGGGCGAGGCCGUGCAGAAGGGCUGGAUGUCCAAGGACAACGCCAUGCGCUACAUGGAGGUGCAGUACCUGACGGGAGGGCUGGUGGACCCCAAGCGGGCAGGCCGUAUCAGCGUAACGGAAGCCGUCAAUCAGAAGCUGAUCGACAGCGCCAUGGCAAAGGAGCUCCAGGACGAGUCCUGCUAUGCCAAGGACGUCGUGGACCCCAUCACCAAGCAAAAGAUCAACUACAAGGAAGCCAUGGCGCGCUGUCAGAAGGACCGCACUACCGGUCUCCUCCUCCUGCCCGUUGCCUCCGCCGACUCCUCCUACUCCAGUCCCCGAUCCUCCACUUACUCCUCCUACUACUGAGUGUGUACAGCCCCCUCCUCAGCCCAUGCUAACUCUGAUGGACCCUGUCCAGAAGCGAAACAUUAGCAAUACAGAGCGCACGUUUUUCAAGUGCCUAGAAAUCUACAUCAGUUUUUAUGUUAUUCACAAUGGACAUUGUCUACACGAAGACUCGCUUAAAAAUGUUUUCAAUAAGGAAAAAAAAAACUACUUCUCUCAGGAAAGCAUGGCUAACUAUACUCUGUCCUACUAUGCCUAUAAAUGUCCAAUAAUUGCUACUGGACUCACUAGAUGGUUUACUCUUCUUUUUUCUUUGCAUAGGGUGCUGAAGUUUCAUAAACCUCUUUAUUUUAUUUAAACGGAAUGAAAUGGUUUUGUGCUGCUGUUUGUCAUGAGACACGUGGUAGGAUCCACAGAUCUAGUAUUUAGAUCAUGUUAACAAGGCAGAUGGAUCUUGAUGCCUUUUUCUGCAGGAUUAUUAAAGUUGAAAUUAUGACAGUCUUUUAAUUUCUUGUAUCCUCCAUAUAGUCUUGUUUGAUAUUGUGGUCACUAUUAUUCUUUAUUAAAAUGUACCAUAAUGAGA